UAAGUGCAUUGCAGUCGUCAGCUAGUGAAUAGGUUUUCUAUCUUUUGAAUGAACAGGAUAAUCUAAUGUGAUUAUCGCUCAGUUGGUCAAGAAGCUGUAGAACUUGCCAGUCCUGUCUUUCGUCUAUCACCACCAGUGUCUUCUUAAUGAUUACUUCUUCUGUGAGUUGUAGACAAACUGCUGCUGACAGUGGGACAGCUCAACAGUCGCCACAUUGCUGUCGGUGCUGAAGAAGAAGAUCGAGAAUGAGGCUGAAGUCUGUAGUAGCUGUCACCUGCAUGUUGCUUGUCACGUACGCACCAGUUUACAGCAAGUGUCCAGGUCACUGGAGUGCUUUUGAAAAAAACUGCUACAUCUUUAUUAACGUGCACAUCACUUGGAGAGAAGCUCUCAAAAUGUGUCGCAUUUAUAAGGGCCAUCUUCUGGAAAUAAAUUCGUCCAGCGAGAAUUCUUUCACUAGUACCCUACUCAAAGGUAAAAAUGCCCCGUUGUGGCUAGGGAUAACUGACAUGGGUCAGCAGGGAACCUGGGUGUCAGCGACCUCGGGUGCGAGGGUAAAUUAUACCAACUGGGGACAAGGGCUACCACACAGCAAACCUGGCAUGAACUGCGCCACGGUGGACGGCGGAGUGUGGAAGGACACGUUGUGCAGCAUGAGACUCACCUUUGUCUGUAAGCACAAAAUGGCAGAAAAGUGAUGAUACAAAAGUUCGAGAAAGGCACAGAACUCGACAGGAAGGUCUUGAGCGAGAAAAGCUAACGCGAAACGUUGAGUGAAAGAAAUAAAACUGGAAACUUCUGUCUAUUAAAGUCUGUCAGCUGA
Molecule: messenger RNA, 823 nt
Organism: Pomacea canaliculata
Lineage: Eukaryota; Metazoa; Mollusca; Gastropoda; Architaenioglossa; Ampullariidae
Product: perlucin-like protein
Exons: 6
Coding region: 246-698 (150 amino acids)
Molecular function (GO): signaling receptor activity
Source: RefSeq, a predicted model, not a curated record